Molecule: messenger RNA, 1893 nt
Organism: Phodopus roborovskii (desert hamster)
Lineage: Eukaryota; Metazoa; Chordata; Mammalia; Rodentia; Cricetidae
Product: solute carrier family 22 member 19
Exons: 10
Coding region: 127-1785 (552 amino acids)
Biological process (GO): transmembrane transport
Cellular component (GO): membrane
Molecular function (GO): transmembrane transporter activity
Source: RefSeq, a predicted model, not a curated record
CAUUAAGAGGAGUUCAAGAUCAACCCUAUUUAAUUUGUUUCUAUGAAACGGAACUUUAUUUGGAGGUGUAUACUUACCUUGGUGUAAGCAAUUCUGCUCCCCAUUGGAGACAGUCAUCCAGCCUCAAUGGCCUUUCAGGAACUCUUGAAUUCAGUCAGAGGCAUGGGGAGGUUUCAGAUUUUUCAGAUGACUUUUUUCUUGUUCUGUACUGCCAUAGUGAUUCCCCACAACUAUUUGGAGAACUUCACUGCAGCCAUACCGAGUCAUCGCUGCUGGGUCCCCAUCCUUGACAAUGACACUGUCUCUGACAAUGACAGCGGAAUCCUGAGCCAAGAUGACCUCCUGAGGAUCUCCCUCCCAUUGGACUCCAACCUGAGGCCAGACAAGUGCCGUCGCUUUGUCCAGCCACAGUGGCAUCUCCUUCAUCUGAAUGGCACCUUCUCUAAUGUGACAGAGGCAGACACAGAGCCCUGUGUGGAUGGCUGGGUGUACGACAGAAGCACCUUCCUCUCCACCACUGUAACUGAGUGGGACCUGGUAUGUGAAUCUCAGGCACUGGAUUCUAUGUCUAAAUUCACAGUCACCAUUGGAAAUGUGAUAGGGCAUUCCUUAGGUGGCUAUUUAAUAGACAGGUUUGGGAGGAAGUUAAUCUUCACAUAUGCUUUACUGCUAAUGGCCAUCUGUGAGACCUGUGCAGCUCUGGUUCCUACCUUCUUCAUCUACUGCUCAGUUCGCCUUCUGGGUGCGGCUUGUAACUUACUCAUAUUCAUGAAUAGUACUUUGCUAAUGGUAGAAUGGACAAGCCCUAAAUUUCAAGCCUUGGUGACGAUACUGAUAACAUGUGCUCAAGGUUUUGGAAAUCUAAUAGUGGCAGGCCUGGCAUCUGCAUUUCGAAACUGGCACCACCUCCAGAUGGCAAUGUCUGUGCCAGUGUUUUUCCUCAUUAUACCCACAAGGUGGCUGUCAGAGUCAGCUCGGUGGCUGAUUGUGAACAACAAACCACAGAAGGGCUUAAAGGAGCUUAGAAAAGUUGCUUGCAAGAAUGGAAUAAAGAACUCUGAAGAUGUCUUAACCAUAGAGGUUGUGAGAGCCGCCAUGAGGGAAGAGGUGGAGGCAGCAAGGACAAAACCUUCUCUGUGUGACUUGCUCCGUGCACCCAAGUUGAGAAGACGCAUGUUUCUCCUGUGUCUUUUGAGAUUUACAGCAAUUAUCCCUCUGAUGGGCUUCUCCAUCCAUCUCCAACAUCUAAAUAUUAAUGUCAUCCUACUGCGAUGUGUCUCUGGAACAGUGUCCAUCCCAGCUUCUGUUGCUGGAAGCUUUUUACUGAACCACAUUGGCUGUAGGAUAUAUCAACUAUUUCUCAGUUUCCUGUUUGGAAUCUCCAUGCUUGUUAUAGUGUUUGUCCCACAAGAAAUGCAGACUCUCCGUUUGGUUUUUAUGAUACUGGCAAUCACAAAUUCCAUGAUGUUUUUGAGCAGUAAUAACCUGUACACAAAUGAACUUCUACCCACAGUGAUCAGGGCAAGAGCAAUGGGAGUAAUUGGACUUUUUACUAAUAUGGGAGCAUCCCUGUCUCCUCUUUUAAUGAUCCUCACCAUGUACUCUACCAACUUACCCUGGAUCAUCUAUGGAGUACUCUCCAUCAUUGGUGGCCUUAUUUUUCUUCUCCUUCCUGAGACCAAGAAUAAGCCUCUGCCUGACUCCAUCCAAGAUGUGGAAAAUGAGUUGAAAGUUUCAAGACAAACAAAAGAGGAAGGCACUAUCAUCAAAGUGACAAAGUUUUAAAGAACUCCAGGAAUUGGCCCAUGAUCAAAUAAAUAACAGGAUAAAGAAACAUGUCACACAAAAUGUCAUGUUCCAGGAUAAUUUUGCCUUUGCCACAGUACCUUCCGU